Molecule: messenger RNA, 2343 nt
Organism: Urocitellus parryii (Arctic ground squirrel)
Lineage: Eukaryota; Metazoa; Chordata; Mammalia; Rodentia; Sciuridae
Gene: Agtrap
Product: angiotensin II receptor associated protein
Biological process (GO): regulation of blood pressure; angiotensin-activated signaling pathway
Cellular component (GO): plasma membrane
Source: RefSeq, a predicted model, not a curated record
CCGGGCAAGUUAGUUUUUCGAGUUCGGAGCCCAGGAGCCCCCGCGGCCGUCGCGUUGUGCCCACCGCCUGGGCCGGGAUGGAGCUGCCGGUCGUGAACUUGAAGGUGAUUCUCCUGGUCCACUGGCUGCUGACAACCUGGGGCUGCAUGGGGUUCUCGGGCUCCUAUGCCUGGGCCAACUUCACCAUCCUGGCCCUGGGCGUGUGGGCCGUAGCUCAGCGGGACUCYGUGGACGCCAUAAGCAUGUUCCUGGUGGGCUUGCUGGCCACCAUCYUACUGGACAUCAUCCACAUCAGUGUCUUCUACCCAGUGGUCGCCACCUCAGACAGUGGCCGCUUCAGCGCCGGCAUGGCCAUCCUCAGCCUGCUGCUCAAGCCCUUCUCCUGCUUCCUGGUCUACCACAUGUACCGGGAGCGCGGGGGCCACCUCCUGUCCCACGAUUUCCUUGGACAUUCUCAGGAACAUAGUGCCUACCAGACAAUUGAAUCCCCAGAGCCACCUGCGGACCCCUAUGCAGUCCCAGAGGGCAGAGGUCAAGCCACCCGAGGGUACUGAAGCAGCCCCCGUGCCAGCCCUGCUGCAUCACCUUCCUGGUGCCCGGGACAUCCUGGUCCCCGACUUCCCUUCCUUGGACUCCCUUCCUUGGGCCUCACAUGGAAUGUGUCUCCUGGUCCCUGUUCCAGGGGCUGCUGGAAUCAAGUGCCCUGAGAGGCCAGGAGCCCCCGUGGCUUCCCAGCCCAUGAACACACCUGUCCUAACCUCCAAGGCCUCCCCUCCCCUCAAGUCUCCCUUGUCCCUAAGCUGGAACCCUGGCUUUCUUUGCCUCCCACUGUGCCACGCAGACCCUGGGGCACGUCAUUCCUGGGUGUGGCUGGGUCAGGCCUCUCAGGAGCGGUGAUGGCCACCUCCCCAGGCCUCCCCAAGUCUGUGUCAUCCUUCUGCAGAAUGCUGAGCACUUCAGGUCACUCCCAGCUCCGGACCUCAUCCAGCGUGGCACUGAGGUCCUGUGCUCAGGUCACUUGAUGCGGGGCCCCGGGCCUAGAGGCAGGAGGUGUCUGCAGUGCCCAGCAGCCACCACAGCCUGCAGAGCGAGGCAUGGAAAUCUGAGGACUCUGUGGCCAGGCUGUAUCGUGGGCCACGCUUAACCUCCUGGCUGUGCUGGGCGGUUUCUCCUUGGGCACCUGGUAGAGCCCGGCUUGGCCCGGCCAAGGCCACAGCUGAGAAGKYGCUGGGCAGUGCAUGGGACCUGGAUCAGAGGACCUGGYGUUGGCUCRAACCCUCCUCUGCCACUUAGUACCUUCASUGUCUCCCAGGAAGGGCUGAUCUUGCCUGUCCAGAGCCAACUGUGAUGUUCAGGUAAAGUGAGYGGCCCAGGCAGGACGCCUGAGUGACAGCACGCUGUCCACAGUGAGCUGCUCCCUGAGCCAGUGGURCUGUUGGGUCUGGAGGCAAGGGGUGGCUUUGUCCUGCAGCCCCUGUGUCCUGGCCACAGAGCGGACUCAUGUCCAAGAGCUCCUUGGAUCCCAGGGCCAGGGCUCACCUCACUUGACUGACAGGCCAUUAAGAGCUUGCUAUUCUGUCCCCUGGGCCCAGGUUCCUGGGCUUCUGCAGGGGCGCAGCCCUACCCAGUAAGGGCUUGGGCCCACAGUGGGGCCCUGGUGCCUGCUCUCCAGGGAAGACAUGCUUAGUCAUCAGGAGGAUCAGGCUGAGGCAAGAGCCCUGAAAGGAAGAGCCCUCUGGGCAGAUGGGGGAGGCUGCUCUGGGGCCCGGGGACAAUGGGUGGCCACGGCUAUGAAAGCCUGGAUUGGCCAUGGUCCACUCACCGCCUGGGACGCCACCUGGCAGUUACAGUGAAYGAACCUGACCACGUGCCAACGCUGCUCCCAGAUGGGAACAGAMUGCAGAAGGCGGGUGCCACAGGAGAGCGCUGGUGUACCCCUGAAACACCACGGCACGCCCCUUUUGCUCUUGGGAGUGCACKCAGAAAGGGGUAAAAAGAUGAGCUAGAUGACACAUGUCAACUUCAUGACUGCAGUGGCCUGGGGGAGGGCGCUGUGACCGAGAGGAAUGGGGCUCAGAGGCCAGGCCUUUCCUCUUCUCUCGUGGGUCCCUGGACCAGGAAGGCCUGCAGUGUCCAUGCUCUGACAGGAGUGGGUCAGGCUUCCAUGGGAAUGAGAGGGAGGCACAGCCUGGCUGGGCAGCAGGAGCAGCCAUGCAGAGCCUGUGCACAGCAGAGGGGAGGGGACAGUACAUGACAGACCACAGUUCCUUGUCCCCAUCCCCCAAGUUUGACCCACUCUGGGGGAAGGGCCCGAGGAGGCCUGCUGUCUCAGGAGGGUUCCCC